AUGCUCAGUUUAGUGUGUAUUGCUAGAGAGGUUUUUUUUUUUUCUCUUGGGACAGUGCAUGUGAUCAGCACAGGGCCACUAAGCACUGUCCAGACAGAGAGGUUAGGGAUUCUGCAUCCUCCUAGAGCAGAAAGAAAACUCCUCCUACAAGCUUUAGGUAGUGCUUGGCUGAACACCAUAGAAGUCACAAGACUGCUCUAACUGCUGGUGAGAAAAGGUAUUUAGCAGUUUAUAUUUACUAAAAUAAUUGCAGAUUCAUGUUGUGUGUACUGUGGGAGACCAGAUAUAGUGAAUGCAGGGUCCUGGG
Molecule: messenger RNA, 307 nt
Organism: Staurois parvus
Lineage: Eukaryota; Metazoa; Chordata; Amphibia; Anura; Ranidae
Source: the annotation of a GenBank genome assembly